AUGGCGGACGUGCUCAACCCAGCGAACACGGAGGCGCCUCACCUCAAGCGAGCGAUCCCCAGCUCGGCCAUCGCAAACGUCGACACCAUCGAGGGACUCGCCGACGGCGACGAUCAGUAUGCCACAUACAAGAAGCUGCAGCGACAACUCGAGUACAUCAAGCUGCAGGAGGAGUACAUCAAGGAUGAGCAGCGAAGUCUGAAGCGCGAGCUGGUCCGGGCACAGGAAGAGAUCAAGCGCAUUCAGUCAGUGCCGCUGGUCAUCGGACAGUUCAUGGAGGCCAUCGAUCAGAACACCGGAAUCGUGCAGUCGUCGACAGGUAGCAACUAUGUCGUCCGCAUACUCAGCACACUCGACCGAGAACUCCUCAAGCCAUCGAGCAGUGUGGCGCUGCACAGACAUUCCAACAGCUUGGUCGACAUUCUACCGCCGGAAGCCGACAGCAGCAUCGCUAUGCUUGGCGCAGACGAGAAGCCAGAUGUCACAUAUGCCGAUGUUGGUGGUCUGGAUAUGCAGAAGCAGGAGAUUAGGGAAGCCGUGGAGCUGCCACUCACACAAUUCGACCUAUACAAGCAGAUUGGUAUCGAUCCGCCGCGUGGUGUGUUGCUCUAUGGACCACCAGGAACAGGAAAGACUAUGUUGGUCAAGGCCGUAGCAAACAGCACAACAGCAUCAUUCAUCCGAGUGGUGGGAUCAGAGUUCGUACAAAAGUACUUGGGCGAGGGACCACGUAUGGUGCGAGACGUCUUCAGAAUGGCACGAGAGAACAGCCCAGCCAUCAUCUUCAUCGACGAGAUUGACGCUAUUGCGACGAAGCGUUUCGAUGCGCAGACCGGUGCCGACAGAGAAGUGCAACGUAUCCUGCUUGAGCUGCUCAACCAGAUGGACGGUUUCGAUCAGACAUCCAACGUCAAGGUCAUCAUGGCAACGAACCGUGCCGACACUCUCGACCCUGCGCUUCUUCGACCAGGUCGUCUGGAUCGAAAGAUCGAGUUCCCAUCUCUGCGCGACCGCCGCGAGCGACGACUGAUCUUCUCCACCAUCGCAUCUAAGAUGAGCUUGUCACCUGAAGUCGACCUCGACUCGCUCAUUGUGCGCAACGAUCCACUAUCAGGUGCCAUAAUCGCGGCUGUGAUGCAAGAGGCAGGUCUACGAGCAGUGAGGAAGAACAGAUACAACAUCAUUCAGCAAGAUUUGGAGGAUGCGUACACGAGCCAGGUCAAGGGUACCAGCGAGGCGGACAAGUUCGACUUCUACAAGUAG
Molecule: messenger RNA, 1263 nt
Organism: Fulvia fulva
Lineage: Eukaryota; Fungi; Ascomycota; Dothideomycetes; Mycosphaerellales; Mycosphaerellaceae
Product: 26S proteasome regulatory subunit 6B
Exons: 1
Coding region: 1-1263 (420 amino acids)
Biological process (GO): proteasome-mediated ubiquitin-dependent protein catabolic process
Cellular component (GO): proteasome regulatory particle, base subcomplex
Molecular function (GO): ATP hydrolysis activity; ATP binding; proteasome-activating activity
Source: RefSeq, a predicted model, not a curated record